This is a messenger RNA of Tarenaya hassleriana, 1961 nucleotides long. RefSeq lists its product as uncharacterized. Lineage: Eukaryota; Viridiplantae; Streptophyta; Magnoliopsida; Brassicales; Cleomaceae. Gene Ontology annotation, molecular function: protein binding. The transcript has a single exon. Bases 379 to 1746 code for a protein of 455 amino acids. The record is from RefSeq and is a predicted model, not a curated record.
GCUUUUGAAUAAAACUUCAUCUAUUUUAGGUUACCAAAACAUUUGACGAACCACUGAACUAUGGUUGUGAUAUGUAAAUUCCACCAACAGCAACAAAACUUGAAUAAAACCUAUAUAAAAAUAAAUAAAUUUAAAAACCACAACAAAAAGAAAUUACAAGAACCAAUCAUCGCCUCCGCUAUUCUCCACCUUUGCUAUAUUUGUAUCACACAUCUCUCCCGCCUUUCUACCUCUUCCUUGCGCUAAAAGCAAACAUUUUCUCGUCUCAUUCCAACUUCUCUUCUCCGCCCAAUCCCUGUAUUUUCCCCUUCUUCUCUCUUUGGAUGUUUCGCCUUGAAAUCGUUUGAUUCAAAGGCGAAAACCUUCCGUGGAGCAUCGAUGUCUGUGGAAACAGAGAGAAUUCCGAGGGCAAAGUACGGAAACAUUAUGCGCUCCGACCCUAUUUACCCCACCACAAUACCCCAUCAGGCCGAGGAAGAGUACCACCGGCGAAACAGCAGCGCUUCAGGAGUUGGAGAGGCGGUGUUCGACAGAAUGAGCUGCGAGGGCUCGCCUAUGAUGAUGUCCCCUUGGAACCAAGCCAUGCCUUUCAUGCAAACUCAAUGGUCCAGUGUUGCUGAGGAGAAACUCCCCCAGAAUGGGCUUAUCGGCUCGCUUGUUCGAGAAGAAGGUCAUAUCUAUUCUUUAGCAGCCAGGAAGGACCUUCUCUACACGGGCUCUGACAGUAAGAACAUUCGUGUCUGGAAGAAUCUGAAGGAAUUCAGUGCAUUUAAGUGCAACAGCGGUUUGGUGAAAGCGAUAGUGAUCUUGGGUGAGAAGAUCUUCACGGGUCAUCAGGACGGUAAGAUUCGUGUUUGGAAAAUCUCGCCUAAGAACACGAGCCUGCACAAACGUUCCGGGACUCUUCCCACGCUGAAGGAUAUAUUCAAGGCAUCCCUCAAACCGAGAAACUACAUCGAGGUGAAGAAAAACCGCACCGCCCUUUGGAUUAAACAUGCGGAUGCUGUUUCGUGUUUAAGUCUAAACGAAGAGCAGGGACUGUUAUACUCUGCUUCGUGGGACAGAACAAUCAAGGUGUGGAGGAUCACUGACUCAAAAUGUCUUGAAUCAAUCCCAGCUCACGACGAUGCGGUAAAUUCUGUUGUCUCGACAACAGAUUCUAUAGUUUUCUCAGGAUCUGCUGACGGGACGGUGAAGGCGUGGAAGAGGGAACAACACGGGAAAUGCACAAAGCAUACUCUGGUACAGACAUUGACGAAGCAGGAGAGUGCAGUCACGGCCCUAGCAAUUAGCAAGAGCGGAGGGGCAGUUUAUUUUGGGUCAAGCGAUGGUUUGGUUAACUUCUGGGACAGGGAGAAACAACUGUGCUAUGGUGGCGUUCUGAAGGGACACAAGCUGGCUGUGUUGUGUCUUGAAGCGGCCGGGAGUCUUGUGUUCAGUGGAUCAGCGGAUAAGACCAUAUAUGUGUGGAAGAGAGACGGAAAAAUCCACACCUGCCUCUCGAUACUAACAGGCCACACUGGGCCGGUCAAGUGUUUAGCGGUGGAAGCAGACUAUGGAGAUGAGAAGUGGAUCUUGUACAGUGGAAGCCUCGAUAAGUCGGUUAAGGUCUGGGGGUCUUCAGAGGCCAUCAUGGACAUGAAUCAGACGGGCAUGAUGCAGCAACAGCAGCAGGUUAUAUUGGAUUCAGAGCCGUUCAUGUCUGAUGGUAGUUUCUCUUCUUCAGCUGGUGGAGCCAGGCACUGAUCAUUUACCCUGAUAUCGUCUCUGCAAGGAAAACAUCACGAGUCAUCAAUACGGGGUAGUGAUAUACACUAUGGGGUUGGGUUUGUGCUUUGUUUUUGUUUCCUCUGCAACUGUUGUAACACAAGGAGAGAACGUCGGGUAUAAUUUUUAAUGAGAUAAAGUUUAAAACUGAAAACUCUUUCUAAGUUGAUGAUUAUUGAUAACUGUUGUGAAUU